Molecule: messenger RNA, 3016 nt
Organism: Xenopus laevis (African clawed frog)
Lineage: Eukaryota; Metazoa; Chordata; Amphibia; Anura; Pipidae
Gene: btbd2.L
Product: BTB domain containing 2 L homeolog
Exons: 9
Coding region: 219-1850 (543 amino acids)
Biological process (GO): neurogenesis
Cellular component (GO): cytoplasm; P-body; cytoplasmic ribonucleoprotein granule
Source: RefSeq, a predicted model, not a curated record
GCAGUCACAUGGUAGAUCACAUGACCGUGACGCCAAGUCCUUUCCUAGGAUAGGAAGUAGCCGCUAUGUGAGACUAUGCUUCUACUCUUUCGUCCAAUAGACGCUCGCGCUCAUCAAUGUCCAAUGCCCCGCCUCUAGUUAGCAACGCUGCCUCGCUUUAAUGUCCUCUUCUUUUUCACCUCAUCGGUUUGCCAUAGUAAUAGCGGCCUCGCCGCCUCAUGCGCCGCUGCUGCCCGGUACUGUUUGUAAACAGCCCCGGGGACCCCCCUCCCUCACCUUCCUCCUCCUGCCCCCGCCCACCGGAGCCUCCCCCAUCCAAGAUGGCGGCGGGUGGGAGCGGCGGCCUGUCGUUUCCCGGGGUGGUGGGGAACAGCGCCCCCAGCAACCGUAGUGGCUCCUCGGCUUCCUCUUACAACUAUAGCGGCGGGGCUGGGGCCUCGUCUCCCGGGAAUCAGGCAGCUGCUGCAGUUUCAGCGUCUGGAGUUUCACCUCCUGCUGCACCACCUCCGCCUCCUCCUGGUGCUGCCGCCGGCCUGCACCGGGAGCCCGUGUACAACUGGCAGGCCACCAAAACCACGGUGCGUGAGAGGUUCACCUUCCUCUUCAAUAACGAAGUGCUCAGCGACGUCCACUUCCUUGUGGGAAAGGGUUUGGGAAGCCAGCGGAUCCCGGCGCACAGGUUUGUGUUGGCUGUGGGAAGUGCAGUCUUUGAUGCCAUGUUUAAUGGUGGGAUGGCUACAACCUCCACAGAAAUAGAAUUGCCAGAUGUUGAACCUGCUGCAUUCCUUGCUUUGUUAAAGUUCCUGUACUCUGAUGAAGUACAGAUCGGUCCAGAGACUGUAAUGACAACUCUAUACACGGCCAAGAAAUAUGCUGUACCCGCCCUGGAGGCUCACUGUGUGGAAUUUCUGAAGAAGAACCUUCGAGCUGAUAAUGCUUUCAUGUUGCUUACACAGGCUAGGCUAUUUGAUGAACCUCAGCUUGCAAGCCUUUGUCUGGAGAACAUUGAUAAGAAUACCUCAGAUGCCCUAAAUGCAGAGGGUUUCACUGACAUUGAUAUAGAUACACUAGUUGCCGUGCUAGAGCGGGACACCUUGGGAAUUCGAGAAAUUCGACUUUUUAAUGCAGUUGUGCGUUGGUCAGAAGCAGAAUGCCAGCGGCAACAACAUCCUGUUACCUCUGAGAAUAAGAGAAAGGCUCUUGGCAAAGCCUUGUCUCUUAUCCGCUUUCCUCUCAUGACCAUUGAGGAGUUUGCUGCAGGCCCUGCUCAGUCUGCAAUUCUGACUGACCGGGAGGUUGUCAGUCUUUUUCUACAUUUCACUGUAAACCCAAAACCUCGAGUAGAGUUUAUAGACCGUCCACGGUGUUGCUUGCGAGGGAAAGAAUGCAAUAUCAACCGUUUCCAGCAGGUGGAGAGUCGCUGGGGUUACAGUGGGACUAGUGACAGAAUAAGGUUUUCAGUCAAUCGCAGAAUAUUUGUGGUGGGGUUUGCGUUGUAUGGCUCAAUACAUGGCCCCACAGAUUAUCAAGUUAACAUACAGAUUAUCCACACAGACAGCAAUACAGUUCUUGGUCAGAAUGACACUGGUUUCAGUUGUGAUGGAUCCUCCAGCACCUUUAGAGUCAUGUUUAAAGAACCGGUAGAAAUUCUUCCUAAUGUCAACUAUACCGCAUGCGCCACUUUAAAGGGUCCAGAUUCCCACUAUGGUACAAAAGGACUGCGCAAAGUAAUCCACGAAUCUGCAACAACGGGCACCAAGACGUGCUUCACCUUCUGCUAUGCAGCAGGGAACAACAAUGGAACCUCUGUUGAAGAUGGACAGAUUCCUGAAAUUAUCUUCUACACAUAGGUGGGAGAGAGAACAUUCUGUAUCGGACCAGGCCAACUGGUUUUUUUGGACACUGUAGGUGCAAGGUGUGGAUGGCCUUAUCCAGAUGCAGAAUGCUGUGUGGAGACUUCCAGUUUUGGCAAAGUGACCUAUAUUACCUCCUUCCAUACCUCUGAAACUUAGCUUGUCAUGGGCUUUUGGCAUGGCUAAGAUGCUUUCUCAACCGUGUACACUUGCUUUUCUCAGUCAGGCAGGCAGGCAAAUUCCUGUGUGUAUAUAUAUAUAAAUAAAUAAAACUUGUCAGUAACACCAGUAUCUGAUAAUCUGGUGGCACCUUAAUCCUUUUGUAAGGAUACUAAGCUAUUGAUUCAGUUUUAUCUCUAUAAUUCGGGGGUUGCCUUUCUUUUCAGUGGUGUAGAUAAAUGUAUACACACUUAUAAACAGUGGGAGGGUAUAAAAUAUAUAUAUAUACAUAUAUAAAGCUUGUGUAUAGAAUAGAUAUAUUCUAGUCCAAUGUGGUGGAAUGAUCCGUUCCCUUUAGCCACUGCUAAUACUUUAAUACUCCACCUCUGGCAUUGAAUGGUACAACCCUGUUAUUGUUUUUUUAAGACAUGUUUAUUUUGUCUGUGGCAUUUCAACUUUUUUCGAAGCUACCCUUGACUCUGUAUGUAGAGUAAGGGCUACGAUCAGCAUUUCAUUAAGGUGAAAGUGGAGUGCAUCUAAUAUGCCACACAGAGGGAAGUAAAACCAUAUGGUUUAAGCCACAUUAUUAAAGUUAAUAAAGAUAAAAUUUAUAAGCUAUUUUUGGAAUGUAUAUAAAGUUUAAAAGUACUUAACUUGGUUAUGAAACCUGCAGAUGAAAAUGUUUAGCAAUUAUAUGAAGGUGUCAGAAAUUCUAAUGUACGGAUCAUAAAGGGGCACAAUCUCUAUUUAGCAGUUUCAGCCUUUACAGGAAAACCCUAAGAUUUUCAGAUUUAAGCUCCUAACCUUUCUGGAUGUAAAUAUAAUGUCUGCUGACUUUUCUUUGUUCCUUAGUAAGGAUUUACCUUAUUUUUUUCCCCCAUGAGAAAACUGCUUUACUCCUUGAAUGUACUAAGGUCUCCUAGAUCUGCCUUUGUCUGCACUCCUCCUACAUUACCUGCUUCUGACUUUGUAAAUAGAAGUCAAUAAAGAUGUAUAAGAAAUCA